Triticum urartu is the source of this 2974-nucleotide messenger RNA. The record is from RefSeq and is a predicted model, not a curated record. NCBI's taxonomy places the organism in Eukaryota, Viridiplantae, Streptophyta, Magnoliopsida, Poales, Poaceae.
AAAUUUUUAAUCCCAUCCGAAAACAAACGGCCGAUAGUAUCACUCGCUUGCCAAUUCCUUCCCAUUUCGCCGGAAGGCAAACCCAGGUAAGGUGUGCGGUAGACAACGUGUUUUUUACUAGUGCUAAAAAUGUUCUUAUAUUAUGAGACGGAAAGAGUAGUUGACAAGCUGCGGCGCGUCAGUAACAGGAGGCUUAGCAGUCCCGCUCUUGAACCUUUCAAGCUGUGGUUCGGCUGGUCCGCCGAUGGGCUGUUUUAAUUUCCGUCCGGGGUUUUUCUGUUGUGGACCUGGGUUGGCUUACCCUUGGUGACUUCCAUCGGGGACCUCCUUUUUCAGACAAAAAAACUGUAAAAACCAACAAUUAACAGCUCAUUUGCCAUUUGGUCCAACCAUGUGCCUGCAUCCUGCUCUCGAUUAGGAUGUUUAUAUGUAUGCACUUGGCAAUUACUACAAAAUACGUAGAUAAUUUUCAUUGGGAACGGAAGGAAAUGUCUGUCUCAGGAAACUGUUCUGUGGGUGUAGAUCGGUCAAAUUUAUACGCGCACACUAGUCUCAACGGACCAAACUCGAGAGAUAGAGAUGACCUGCAAGAUCCUGCCAUCUAUCACAUCGCCCAUCCUUCCCCGAAACUUCUACCCAGGACCAAAUGCCCUCGGAACAUGUAAACGAAGGCAUGAGGGCGGACAGCGAAUCACCUGUUUAAAGAUCAAAGCAGAGAAUGGAACACUACUGCUGACUUAGCUAGCUAGCCAAGCAGCCAUGCCUCUCUUGCCAAGCCACCACCAGCAGCAGCUGCUGCUGCUUCUCCUCUUGGUUGCCGUUGCCGCCUCUCAUGGCGAUUCAUCCGAUGACACCUACGAUUCCUCCAUGUGCCUGAACGAGCCUUCCACCUGCGGAGGCGUGAACAUCAGAUACCCGUUCUAUCUCGCCGGGAAGACAAAUGAUCUGAAGGGCAACAACAACUCCUACUGCGGGUACCCUGGCCUGGGGAUCCUCUGCGACGACAACAAGCCCAUCCUGCAGCUCAACGGCACCGCCAACUACACGGUCAAGUGCAUCGACGGCGCGCUCGCAACCGUCUCUCUAGCCGACCCGAACGUCGACGACGACCUCAACCCCUGCCCGAGACCAAGAAUCGGCCGCAACGUCACUUUUCAAGAGGGAUCGCCGCUGUACUUUCCUGACAGCACGGUCGAUUACCUUAUCUUCUUCAUCAACUGCACCUUCUACCCACCGAGCGACAUCCACCCGAUCGGCUGCCAAAGCUUUUACGGUGGUCUUGGUCUUGGACCCUCGUUCGUGCUACCGGAUGAUGCAGUGCCUUCCGGCAACAACUGGGCACAAGCGUGCAGCCAAGUCAUAGAACUGCCUGUGCACAAAUACGGCGAGAUCAACGUUACUCACCCUGGAUGGGCAAACAGUGGAUAUGCCAGUGUUCUUCGUCAGGAAUUCCAGCUGGGAUGGAACGAGAGCGGGAAACCCCCGGCAUGUAUCCAGUGCGAGGGAUCCAAUUCCAAGGGACGGUGCGGUCACAGCCGGACUGGGGACUUCAUAGGCUGCUUGUGCCCUGACGGCCGAGUACACUCCGAUGAUAAUUGUGAUAAAACCCGUCGUCAAUACUCGAAGAAAACAACGAGAAUUUAUAUAAUAGCAGUCAGCUCGAGCAUACCUAUGCUAUGUCUACUCUUCUUUGCGUUCUGGUUGGGCUACAAGAAGUACGGAUGCAAAAGAAAAUCAAAGGAAACAGCCAGGAUUGAGUCCUACCUACAAAAGAAUGGAACGGUCCAUCCGAAAAGAUACGCUUACGCACAAGUGAAAAGAAUGACGAGAUCUUUUGCUGAAAAGCUAGGUCAAGGUGGGUUUGGUGCUGUUUACAGAGGCGACCUCUCUGAUGGUCGUCAGAUAGCAGUGAAGAUGCUAAAGGACUUCAAGACUGAUGGCGAGGAUUUCAUAAAUGAGUUAGCUAGCAUUAGUAGAACUUCUCAUGUGAACGUUGUUACUCUCUUAGGAUUUUGCUUGGAAGGAUCCAAAAGGGCACUAAUUUAUGAAUACAUGCCUAAUGGUUCACUUGAAAGGUAUGCUUUCAAAGAUAGCUCCGAAGGUGGAAAUACUUUAGGUUGGGAGAAAUUAUUUGAUAUAGCAGUGGGCAUUGCUCGAGGCCUUGAAUAUCUCCACAGAGGAUGCAACACUCGCAUAGUGCAUUUUGAUAUCAAGCCCCACAACAUUCUGUUGGAUCAAAACUUCUGUCCAAAGAUCUCUGAUUUCGGACUAGCCAAGCUGUGCCUCAAUAAAGAAAGUGCUAUUUCCAUUGGUGGUGCAAGAGGAACAAUAGGCUAUAUUGCCCCAGAGGUUUAUUCGAAGCAAUAUGGAGCAGUAAGUAGCAAGUCUGAUGUUUAUAGUUAUGGAAUGAUGGUUCUUGAGAUGGUUGGUGCAAGGGAUAAGAAUAUCAGUCCAAAUAAUGAAUCUAGCAGCCAAUAUUUCCCUCAAUGGAUUUAUGAAAAUCUAGAUGAAUACUGUGUUAGUGCUUCUGAGAUUAAUGGAGAAAUCACGGAGGUUGUGAGGAAGAUGAUAGUGGCUGGGCUGUGGUGCAUUCAGUUACGUUCUACAGAUCGUCCAACAAUGACUAGAGUCGUCGAGAUGCUUGAAGGGAGCACUACUGGCCUUGAAUUGCCACCAAAAGUGCUCUUGAGUUGAUAGGUUUAUAUUGUUCUCGUCAACUUGCUCCAGUAUUGCCUAAUCUGUAAACAGACUGAAAAUUUUAAUUUUCAAAAAAGACUAAAGUUUGAAUACUUGUGAGUGUGUAUGUAGGUGGUGGAGAAUCCACCAAAUUAUUGCCCGACAGUGACCAUAUAGCACUCUUUUGUGCAGCUGUCUCAGGUUUCAAUCCUAGCUUCGAGCUUUUGAAACGUCGAUCCCAUCGAUGAAGGAAAUAUGCCCUAGAGGCAAUAAUAAAGUUGUUAUUUAUAUUUUCUUA